Molecule: messenger RNA, 343 nt
Organism: Amphimedon queenslandica
Lineage: Eukaryota; Metazoa; Porifera; Demospongiae; Haplosclerida; Niphatidae
Product: serine/arginine-rich SC35-like splicing factor SCL30
Exons: 3
Source: RefSeq, a predicted model, not a curated record
GUCUCCUGAUAAAGAUAGAAGAAGACACUCGCGAUCAAGAAGCCGUUCAAGAUCUCAUUCACCGAGAAGGAAAUCAUCAUCAAGACGUAAGGAGAGAGUGAGGGAUUAUUCCUACAGUCCUAGUCCAGAGAGGAGGAGGAGUAGUAAGAAAUCUAAAAAGGACAAGAAGCACAAAAGAAGGUCUCCCUCUGUCUCUCCCUCAGUCUCUCCUCCUCCAUGUAAAAGAGGUGGUUCUGAUAAAGGUGAAGGAGAGGAGGAGGAGAUGGAGGAAGAGGAAGAGUUCUCUGAUGGAAGUGCUCCUUCUGAGGAGGAGAGGCAAUCAAGUCCUUCAGCAUCAGAAUAG